AUGGUGAUGUUGAUUGUGAUGGGUAUUAAUUGGGAACACGUUAGAAAUUGCAUGCAGACUGAGAACUCUGGAUCAAGUAUUAAAUGGGAAGUUGCCAGUCAAGAAGCUCACAAGUUGUUACUCCUGGGAACAUUAGAGAGGUGAAGAUUGUUGUGUUUGGAUUGGACAACUCUGGAAAGUCAACGCUGUUGGCAAACCUAAAUGGAGACUCCACUGAGGAUAUUACACCGACCAUUGGCUUCUCUAGUACCAAGCUCAAUCAGAACGGGUGUGCAGUGACCUUGUAUGAUGUAGGAGGGGGGCCAAGGAUAAGAGGAAUAUGGAAGAACUAUUUCUCUGAAGCAUAUGGGAUCAUCUACGUGGUUGACUCGAGCUCUCCUGAUCGGUUUACAGAGGCUGCAGAUGCCCUUCGUGAGGUUAUGGGCCACGAGAAGAUUGUUGGUAAACCUCUCCUAGUGUUUGCAAACAAAAAGGACGUGACUGAGGCUUGCAGUGAGGCUCAACUAACCAGCAGCAUGGCUCUAGAGGAGAUGGUAACUCAAGAGCAGCUGCAAGUGAUGAAGUGUAUAGCUCUGAAGCAAGCCAGUGGGAACAAGAGUGAUCCAUCACUGCGCAGGGGACUGAGCUGGUUGCUAGGGAGUGUGGUCAGUCGCUAUGAGGAGCUAGGAGAGCGUGUACGAUGUGAUGUGACAGUUCAGAGAGAGAGGGAGGCUACAGAGCGACGGGAGAGAAUGGAGCGGGUCCGCAAGAUGAGGGAGGAGAGAGACAAACUCCAGGCUGCUGAGAGUGAAGAGACUGAGUCAGUGGAUGGUCCUCCAGCCAACCCCUUCAAGCCCAUCUCUGUGGUGGCUGUGGAGGUGGAGCAGAGGGAGGCAGCACGCAAGAGGAUAGCCACUCAAGCACAGUCCACUGCCAGUCAGAACACGCAAGAUGUUGUCAGAGAGGACAGUGUGCAUGCAUCCCCCGGCCCCAGUGGUGUGAGACAGGACAGCCACUCCUCCGUCAGCCAGUCCUCUAGUAGACUAUCUGAUACAGCAUCACUCACUGACGUGACUCCACCCACUGCCCACGGUGGUGAUGGUAGUGGUAGCUCGGAGUCCCUCCAGCUCAUCACUCCCCUACCACAUGAUGGACCACCCUCACAGGGCCUACCACAUGACGGGCCACCCUCUGGAGGCCUGCGGUCAGAGGGAUCACGAUCAGCCUCACCCUCUAUAGCCAAAAGGACACGACUGGAACCCAUCAAGAGUAAGAAAGAGCGGAAACAGAUGCUUAUAACUCGACUAAAGAACAGAAACAAGACAUUCCCGGCCCCCCCACAACCAUCCCCGCUGGCCCACAGGAACACAUGGACAGAGGCCGAGUUGGAACCUGCCCUGUCCACAGAGGACCCACUGGAGGGACUUCCCCCUCUCCCAGUGGUCAGGAGGGUACUGCCACCUAUACACAUGAGGGGAACUGAACUGAAAGCAUUCCACACUGAAGAGGAGCUGACGAUUGUGCCCUCUAGUGCAGUGGAGCAAGUAUCCCACCCUCCCCCUGUCUCUGCAUAGAACACUCAAUAACUGUGUCCUGUUAAUCAUUAAUGUUCAUUAGUGCUCUUAUUUCAUUGUAUUUUUGUGCCCUCAAGAAUGUAUGGCAUUCAGGAUGUUGCUAAGAUUAAAGGAAUGUAAUGAAUGGGUGUGUCCAAUA
Messenger RNA from Halichondria panicea, 1692 nucleotides. RefSeq names its product ADP-ribosylation factor-like protein 13B. Gene Ontology annotation, molecular function: GTPase activity; GTP binding. NCBI's taxonomy places the organism in Eukaryota, Metazoa, Porifera, Demospongiae, Suberitida, Halichondriidae. The record is from RefSeq and is a predicted model, not a curated record. The transcript is spliced from 12 exons. The coding region runs from base 84 to 1553 and encodes 489 amino acids.